Molecule: messenger RNA, 537 nt
Organism: Penicillium oxalicum
Lineage: Eukaryota; Fungi; Ascomycota; Eurotiomycetes; Eurotiales; Aspergillaceae
Product: WD40 repeat domain-containing protein
Exons: 2
Coding region: 1-537 (178 amino acids)
Biological process (GO): negative regulation of transcription by RNA polymerase II
Cellular component (GO): transcription repressor complex; nucleus
Molecular function (GO): protein binding
Source: RefSeq, a predicted model, not a curated record
AUGCUUGAUCUCCUCCACACGGUUAAAUUAUGCGACGACAAUCCUGUGAUAUCGGAUUUUCUGCAUAGUGGAACGCGCUUUGUUCUGAAAAAUCGCCAGAUAGCCGACGAAGCACUACUUCAGAUUUAUUACGCAGGGCUAGUGUUUACACCUCGAACGACAAUAAUCCGUAGAGAGUUUAAGUCAGAGCUUCUAAGUUGGAUAUGCCAGUUCCCACAAGUUAAUGAAAAAUGGAGUGCAGAAUUACAGACUCUCGAGGGCCAUUCGAACUCGGUUCACUCGGUGGCCUUCUCGCCCGACGGCCGGCUGCUGGCGUCCGGCUCUGGGGAUAACACCGUGCGGCUCUGGGACACGGCGACGGGCGGCCUGCAAGAGACCUUGACCACUAAGGGAAUCGUCAACAAAAUCGACUUUUCUCAAGAGGUUUCAUAUCUAAUCACCAACUUAGGCACCCUCGAUGUUCAAUCCGGCCACGAAAAUCUUGCUUCUAAUUCAACCCAUAAGAAUCGGGCGAUCUUUAUUGAGCAAGGACGGUGA